AUGGUCUUACCCGACGUGGGUAAACCCUUUGAGGUACAUUCUGAUGCCUCAGACUUUGCUAUUGAUGGUGUCUUAAUGCAGGAGAACCAUCCCGUGGCGUACGAGAGUCGGAAGCUCAAUGAGGCCGAGAAGAAAUACACUGUCCAAGAGAAGGAAAUGACGGCCAUUGUCCAUUGUCUUCGGACUUGGCGUCAUUACCUCCUCGGAAGCUCGUUCGUGAUCACUGGUCACAGUGGUCACAAUGUCACGCUUACGCUCGAGAGCUUGGAUGAGCGUCUCCGAGCCAUCGAAGAUCAAGAUGUACGAGUGGAUGACCUAGAACAAGAGAUCUCCGCUGUAGGUGGAAACACUAAGGAGAUGCUCGAGGACUUGGCAUGCCAACAACGGAUUGAUCGAGACAUGACCGACGACAACUUUCAGCUCGUGCGUGAAACGCACGACCGCGAGGUAGCAGAUUUGCGUAAUUUGAUUAACGAGUUGAAACUUGAGUGUAGGUUGCACAGGAAUGUGGCUCAGCAAGCCCUUGCUCCAGCCCCGACUCAAGUUCCUCACCACCCAGCCUUCAAAGUUCCCGAGCCAACACUCUUCAAUGGGACCCGAAGUGCUUCGGCGGUUGAGGGUUUCAUCUUCGCAAUGGAACAAUAUUUCGAUGGCCUUGGAGUCUUGGACGACUACUCACGUGUGAGGCAUGCUCCCACAUACCUCCGAGACCUAGCACAGCUUUGGUGGAGGCGUGUGUUGGCGGACCAAGAGAGAGGCGACCGACGUGUGGACACUUGGGCGCAAUUCAAAGCCGAAUUGCGUCGGCACUUUGUCCCGACCAAUGCGAUUGACGAGGCUCGGACUAGAUUCCGUAGACUUCGCCAAACAGGGAGUAUCUCGGACUAUAUUCGCGAAUUUUUUGCUCUAUUGCUGGAACUUAAUGAUAUUUCUGACCGUGAUGCUCUCUUUCACUUUAAGGAUGGCCUAAAGGAGUUUGCUCGUUUAGAAGUGAACAUGAGGGAUUCUCAAACCCUAAAUGAUGCCAUUGCGAUCAUAGAGAGCCUUCCGGACUACUCCAACAGACCCAACAACCAACAAGCACGACCUAGGGAUUGGAAUAGGCCUCGGCCUUCACACCAAAAUCGAGACCAAGCUCAAACCUAUAGGCCAAACAACACCCAAGGCUCCGGACAAGCGAGGGGGAAGUCUAAACCACAUAACCCUUGCUAUGUGUGCGGCGGCCCUCACUGGGUCCGAGAAUGUCUCAAGAGAACCAAGGUGAAUGCGAUGGAGACACAAGAUGAGCCGCGAUCCGACAAAGGCAAAGGCAAGAGCAAGAACAAAGGCAACGCCAUCGAAGAUGAUGCAGCCAUUGUCGAAUCAUUGCAUCAAUUUGGAACUAUGUCCAAACCUAGUCCAUCCGAGAAUGCAUUGGCCUCGGAGUCUCCUAACCGUGGCCUACUCUAUGCGGACAUCCUCAUCUACGGUAAGUCGGUUCCAGCUAUGUUUGACACCGGUGCAUCUCACAAUUUCUUGGAUGUAGGUGAAGCCAAGGGGCUUAAGUUGAAGCUUGAUGGAGAUGGUGGCUCGGUCAAGGCCGUGAACUCUCCAGCUCAAGCGGCUGCUGGUUUGGCUCGUGGUGUUCGGAUCCAAAUUGGAGAGUGGAUUGGGAAGACUGAUUUCACGGUCUUGCCCAUGGACGAUUUCCGAGUGGUUCUCGGACUUACCUUCUUUAGGUCGGGACAAGCCAACCAUAGUCACUCUAUGACCUGCCCCAAGGGACUCGACAACCAUCUCGGCCAUGCAGUUCAAGAGAGGCGUCAAAAGCUCAGAGUGCUACUUAGCCACUAUGUGAUGCCCUCGGAACUCCCCAAGAGGCUCCCACCGAGGCAUGGAGUGGAUCAUCAAAUCGAGCUCAUCCCCGGGUCAAAGCCAUCGGCAAUGGCUCCCUACAGGAUGGCUCCUCCCGAGCUAAACGAGCUCAAGAAGCAGUUGGAAGACCUCCUAGACGCAGGCUAUAUCCAACCCUCAAAGGCUCCAUACGGUGCACUCGUCCUCUUUCAAAAGAAGAAGGAUGGCUCCCUUCGGAUGUGCAUAGACUACCGUGCACUCAACAAGGUAACGGUCAAAAAUAAAUAUCCUAUACCCUUGAUUGCGGAUUUGUUUGAUCAGCUUAGGGAGGCUCGGAUCUUCUUCAAGCUUGAGCUUCGAUCCGGUUACUACCAAGUAAGAAUAGCCGAGGGAGAUGAGGCCAAGACCGCAUGUGUUACUAGGUAUGAGUCAUUCGAGUUUAAGGUAAUGUCGUUUGGUUUAACCAACGCCCCUGCUACGUUUUGCACUAUGAUGCAUGAGUUGUUUCAUCCCUAUCUAGAUAAAUUUGUGGUUAUCUAUCUAGAUGAUAUUGUCGUGUAUAGCAAGUCUUUGAGUGAGCAUGUAGGUCACCUUAAGGCGGUCUUGGAAGUGCUCCGAGAAAACGAGCUGUACAUUAAGCUUGAAAAAUGCUGCUUUGCUCAACCACAAGUGGAGUUCUUAGGCCAUUACGUGAAGGACGAACAGCUCCUAAUGGAUCUUAAGAAGGUCAAGUCAAUCCGAGAGUGGAACAAGCCGAAGGCAGUCCCGCAAUUACGGUCCUUUCUCGGUCUUGUAAAUUAUUAUCGUCGUUUUAUCCUUGGAUACUCAUCCAUUGCAGCUCCCCUCUCGGAUAUGCUCAAGAAAGAUAGGAAGUGGGCUUGGACGAACAAGUGUGAAGCUGCGUUCAACAAGCUCUGA
Molecule: messenger RNA, 2751 nt
Organism: Tarenaya hassleriana
Lineage: Eukaryota; Viridiplantae; Streptophyta; Magnoliopsida; Brassicales; Cleomaceae
Exons: 4
Coding region: 1-2751 (916 amino acids)
Source: RefSeq, a predicted model, not a curated record